Messenger RNA from Eriocheir sinensis (Chinese mitten crab), 735 nucleotides. Its product is annotated as carbohydrate sulfotransferase 11-like. Gene Ontology annotation, biological process: carbohydrate biosynthetic process. The record is from RefSeq and is a predicted model, not a curated record. Gene Ontology annotation, molecular function: sulfotransferase activity. Lineage: Eukaryota; Metazoa; Arthropoda; Malacostraca; Decapoda; Varunidae. Gene Ontology annotation, cellular component: membrane.
CAUCCUGGCCUUGCAUCAGAGGUUCCGCACCGACUUCCUCAUGUUCGGCUACAGCCUGACGCCCUUCCUCGCCGAGACCUGACGGAGCUCCAGGCCUCAAUGAGACACGUGCGUCUCUUUUCAAAUAAGUUUUGUUAUUAUUAUAAUUCUUCUUGUGUGUAUGUGUUUUUUGUUUUUUUAGAAAAAGAUAGUUUCAUUGCCUCCUUCUUCGUCCGUUGAUUUUACAAACUUAGUACAUUUGGCCCAUCUGCGUUAGUCCGGCGAUGAAAAGUCAUAGAUGAAGAGGCAUAGAUACUUAUCAAAUACAAAACAAGAUUAUGCGGUACAUCUUGCAUUAUAUAACUGACAAACUUCAUUUGAGAAACCCUUUCCUCUUCAUACAGGUUUUGAAGUCGUUUAGUUGAUUGUUACAACACUUGUAAACGUGUAUACUGUAUACUUGUACGGCCUAUCGGUCUGUCCGGAGUUGGAGCACCCCGGACUCUACCCUGCAGAACAUGGAAAUGAAGGCGUCUUGUACUCUGAACAUCAAGAGGAAACAUAAGAGGGCUUUUUUAAAGCGAUAUCACAGCCAUAAUCUUUUAAGUCCACGAAUCUUCUCUGGAAAGUAAUAGAACAUUAUACCAGAGACAGAAUUUUGUAUGGUGCGGGUAUUUCUAAUGCAAAGUUAUCCGUUCUAUAUGCUUAUGCUGUGUCCUCGUAAAGAAAGCGAACCCAAUAAAUUAUUUCCCUUUC